Neolamprologus brichardi is the source of this 568-nucleotide messenger RNA. The record is from RefSeq and is a predicted model, not a curated record. NCBI's taxonomy places the organism in Eukaryota, Metazoa, Chordata, Actinopteri, Cichliformes, Cichlidae.
AGACGGGAUAGACUGGCAACAGGUUUCGCCACACUGGCCAACAUAGUGUACUUAAGCUAGCAAGCACCUCUUUGUAAUAAUCUGCAGAGAUAGAGAGUCUCUUAUAUGGAUAUCUUCAUCAGCCUUUAACUGUCAGUUUUUCUUUCUUUUUUUUGGUGGAUUUGUUUGUGGAAGACUUAUAAAGAUGAUUAAAACCAUGUUUCAACAUGCGAAGAAACAUCCAGGGUUAAUCCCUCAAUUUUUCUUCAUGACUCUGGGCAUCACAGGGGCCACUCUCUACCUGAUCCGUCUGGCAAGAGGGCCGCAUGUCACCCUCUGGGAUAAGAACAACAACCCGGAGCCCUGGAGCAAGCUCGACCCCUCCUUCCUUCCGCAGUUUGUGGCCAUCAACACAGACUACAAGAACCUGAAGAAAGAGGGACCUGACUUCUAAAGGUCCUCCAGGCAACUCCAGGGGCACCAAGUUUAGCAGGACCUCCUGCUGUUAUCUCACUGAUGUGAAACGUCUUUCUGAUGCUCUCUAAUAUACACUGUGAACAAAAAUAAAUAAAGAUCACAUGAGACAGAU